AUGUCCUCGCGACUCCCCGAUCGGUCGGGCUUGAGGCGCAGCCGAUCACGAUCCCCAUCAUCCUGGCGUCAGCCCCAGAAGCAUCCCCGCAACGACGAUAGAGAAUGGCGCGACCGACAGGACGACCGGAGACCCCAGCAGCCUCGCAAUAUACGCGACCAAGUGCGGCUUAACCAGCUUCAAGAGGAUGAGCAAGCGCGGGAGUGGGUUUCGCAGGAGGAUGUUUUCGUGCUGAAGCAGGCCAAGAAGAAGGCUGAGAUCCGAGUGAAGGAAGGACGCGCAAAGCCAAUCGACUGGCUGACGGUGACUUUGCGCGUGAUCGAUCCCACACGCAACCCUCUGGACGAUGAAAUCGCGGAUUCCGAGCUCGAUGUGGUGGACCCGGAUGGUGUCUUCGAGGGACUGUCGCAGUCCCAGCUGCAGGAUCUGGAGAGCGAGAUCGAAACUUUUGUUAGCUUGGAGACAAAUCCGCAAAACCGGGACUUUUGGCAGACCAUGAAGAUCAUCUGUCGAGACCGCCAGAAAACCUCUGCACCUGAAGGCCGCGCCCUUAGCUCCGUCGCCGCUGAUAUCAACAGACUCUUGGGCCCGAAAACAUACGAACAACUUCAGACUCUGGAGGUCCAGGUCAAGAGAAAACUGAGUUCCAACGAGCCUAUUGAUACGGACUAUUGGGAGGAGCUACUGCGCAGCUUGACGGUGUGGAAAGCGCGCGCGAGGCUACGCAAUGUCUACCAGGCCGUUAUCGAUGAACGAGUUGGUGAUCUCAGAAAGCAACAAAGAGAAGAGGCGGAGGCGAUCCGGGAAAAGUUGGCUCCUCUGGCACCGCUUAUUACUGGUGAUGAGCAGCAGCUCAAUUCUAUAGACUCUGGGGAGCUCAAGGGGCUAGACCCCGAUCCUUUGCUUCAGGUUCGACCUGAAGAUAAAGGGUUGGAGAUUAUGGACGAGUCCGCAUUUCUUCGUCAAGUUGCUCGCGAGCGCCAGAAGAUCCUCCGUAUGGGCUACGUUCCUCUGCGACAGCGAGCAGCCGAAAAACCAACCACGGCCAUUAUCAACUCAGCCUCAAGCAGCUCCGCUACUCCGGCCGUGUCCAGUCGAUUCUCUUCUCUGCCUAACGAUGACUUCUCACAGGCGACCAAGGCAUUGUAUGAAAGAGAAUUAGCCAAGGGCGUCAGCGAGAACGAAGAGAUCUUUACCGGCGAGGAGGCCGUGAGCACGCCUUCGCAAGCCCAGUGGGCUAGCAAAUAUCGCCCCCGUAAACCGCGGUACUUCAAUCGGGUGCAAAUGGGCUACGAAUGGAACAAGUACAACCAGACCCACUACGAUCAUGAUAACCCACCGCCGAAGGUCGUGCAGGGUUACAAGUUCAACAUCUUCUAUCCCGAUCUGAUUGAUAAGACCAAGGCCCCUACGUAUCGCAUCGAGCGAGAAGGCGGUCGCAAGCGUGGACAGUCCUUUGCCGCCGCCGGGGAAGAGGAUACCUGUCUGAUUCGGUUUAUGGCAGGGGCACCGUACGAGGACAUUGCCUUCCGGAUUGUCGACAAGGAAUGGGACUAUAGUGCGAAGCGUGAGCGCGGAUUCAAGAGCACAUUCGACAAGGGAAUUCUGCAGCUCCACUUCCAAUUCAAGAGGAUCUAUUACCGGAAGUAA
This is a messenger RNA of Penicillium cinerascens, 1650 nucleotides long. RefSeq lists its product as uncharacterized. Gene Ontology annotation, biological process: mRNA cis splicing, via spliceosome. The record is from RefSeq and is a predicted model, not a curated record. The transcript has 5 exons. Lineage: Eukaryota; Fungi; Ascomycota; Eurotiomycetes; Eurotiales; Aspergillaceae. Gene Ontology annotation, molecular function: protein binding. The coding region runs from base 1 to 1650 and encodes 549 amino acids. Gene Ontology annotation, cellular component: cytoplasm; spliceosomal complex.